GGCUACCUGGGGAGGUUCUACCCAGUGCGCACUAGAUGAAGAAGAUGGAGAUGAAGACGGUUAUCUCUCUGAUGGAGUUGCUCAGGCAGAAGAAGAGGAAGAAGAUGCGUCAAGUUUGAAUGACAGUUUCUCUGUUUAUCCCAAUAACAACGUACCAGAAAAUGCUUAUUUUGUUAAAGAAAACAAGGAUAGGUGGAAAAAUUGCCGUCCUCUUUCAGCAGAUGGGAAUUAUCGUCCAUUGUCUAAGGCCAGGCAACAGCAAAACAUAAAUAUGCGACGUCAGGAAAACCUUCGGUGGAUGUCCGAACUUUCAUAUGUGGAAGAAAAGGAACAAUGGCAAGAGCAGAUCAAUCAGUUGAAGAAACAGCAUGAAUUUAGUGUCAGCAUUUGUCAAACUUUGAUGCAGGAUCAGCAGACCCUCUCUUGUCUUCUACAGACUUUGCUUACAGGCCCUUACAGUAUGAUGUCCAAUAAUGUUGCAUCUUCACAAGUACAUCUUAUUAUGCAUCAGCUGAACCAGUGUUACACUCAACUGACUUGGCAGCAGAAUAAUGUUCAAAGGUUGAAACAAAUGUUAAACGAUCUUAUGCGCCAGCAAGAAGAACAACAGUGUCAAGAGAAGCCAUCAAGAAAGGAGAGUGGCAGUAGUGCACCACCACCUCCAUCUCCUGUUUUCUGUCCAUUCAGCUUUCCUCAACAACCUGUAAACCUGUUUAAUGUACCAGGAUUUACUAAUUUUUCUUCCUUUGCUCCAGGUAUUAACUAUAAUCCAGUGUUCCCUUCUGAUUUUGGAGAUUUUGCACACAAUAUUUCCCCACACAGCAGUGAGCAGCAACAGCAACAUCCUCUAGAUCAUAAUGCUUCUGGGAAAACUGAGUAUCUGGCAUUCCCCAAACCUUUUGAAAGCAGUUCCUCUAAUGGAACAGAAAAACAAAGGAGUCAUAGACAACCUGAAGAGGAAAUGGAAAAAAAAUCAACUUGGCUUCAUGAUAGCCAGGAAAUGAAAAAAGAUGAUCAGUCUCAGCUGAAAGCAGGUUUUGCAGUUUCAGUACAAAACAUUGCUUCUGGUCUUAAAAAUCAGUCUGAUAUGAGCAGGAGAAGAGAGUCUGAUGAAGAGUCUUUGGAGAGUUUUAGUAGCAUGCCUGAUCCAGUAGACCCAACUACUGUGACAAAGACAUUUAAAUCUAGAAAAGCGUCAGCGCAAGCAAGCUUGGCAUCAAAAGAUAAAACACCCAAAUCAAAGAAUAAGAGGAAGAGUUCUCAGCUGAAAGGCAGAAUUAAAAAUACCGGUUAUGAAAGUGCAAGUGCUUCUAGUGUGUGUGAACCCUGCAAGAGCAAUAAAAGCAGACACUCUGAAGAAGUUGUUCAUCCAAAGGUGUUUAGCAAAAGGAAUCGGGAGCAAUUGGAAAAAAUAAUUAAAUACAGUAGAUCUACAGAAAUGUCUUCAGAAACUGGUAGUGAUCUUUCUAUGUUUGAAGCUUUGCGAGACACAAUUUAUUCUGAAGUGGCAACUCUUAUUUCUCAAAAUGAGUCUCGUCCCCACUUUCUUAUUGAACUUUUCCAUGAGCUUCAGCUGCUAAAUACAGAUUACCUGAGGCAAAGGGCUCUAUAUGCUUUACAGGAUAUAGUGACCAGACAUUUAUCUGAGAACAACGAAAAAGGGAAGUGCACAAAAUCACUGAAUUCUGCAACAUGGAUGGCAUCGAAUUCUGAACUCACUCCCAGUGAAAGCCUUGCUUCUACAGAUGAUGAAACUUUUGGCAAGAACUUUUCUACAGAAGCAUGUCAAGAUUGUGAACAAAAUGAUGCAGACAAUGGGAGUACUAUGUCUACAUCUUCGAAUUUUGAACCCUUUGCCACUGAUGACCUUGGCAACACAGUGAUUCACUUAGAUCAAGCUUUGGCUAGGAUGAGGGAAUAUGAGCGUAUGAAAAUUGAAGCUGAAAGUACCCUUGACUCUGAGGGCUGCUCUAGUAAUUUUCAGGGUGCUUCUGCUGCUAAAUUAGAAGGUCCAAGUACUAGUGAAUGUCUUCCUGUGCCACAGUCAAGUGAAGUUUCUGCUGUUCCAUGUCCUCGUAUAGAUACUCAGCAGCUUGACCGGCAGAUUAAAGCAAUUAUGAAGGAGGUCAUUCCUUUUCUGAAGGAGCACAUGGAUGAAGUAUGCUCUUCUCAAUUACUGACAUCAGUAAGACGUAUGGUCUUGACUCUUACACAACAAAAUGAUGAAAGUAAAGAAUUUGUGAAGUUCUUUCAUAAGCAGCUUGGCAGUAUACUUCAGGAUUCACUGGCGAAAUUUGCUGGUAGAAAAUUAAAAGAUUGUGGGGAGGAUCUUCUUGUGGAGAUCUCUGAAGUGUUAUUUAAUGAAUUAGCCUUUUUUAAACUCAUGCAAGACUUGGACAACAACAGUAUUUCUGUAAAGCAGAGAUGUAAAAGAAAAAUAGAAACUACUGAAGUGAUACAGUCUUAUGCUAAAGAGGAUAAGGAUGAGACUGAAACUGUUAAACAAGUACAGGACUCAGAAAUGUAUGAUGGUAGUGGAGUUCCUGAAAGUAUUAGGUCUGAUGCAUCUGAUCAAGAGGAAGAUGAGGAAAGUGAAAGCGGUCCAGUGGCAAUAAGUUUAUCAAAAGCAGAAACCCAAGCUCUGACUAACUAUGGCAGUGGAGAAGAUGAGAAUGAAGAUGAAGAAAUAGAAUUUGAGGAAGGACCUGUUGAUGUGCAGACAUCACUACAAGCCAGCAGUGAAACAACAACUGAAAAUGAACAGACUUCAAACCAAGAACUGAGUAAGACAAAAAGCAGUGAGAUUUUGUCAUCGGAACAAGAAUCUGUUAAUGUUAAAGGUGAACAAGAUGUGGCUACAAUUUUGCCUCAUUACCUGAAUGUCAUGGAGGAUACACCACCUUUAACAGUCAAUACCCCGGAAUCCUUUAUAACAGCCAGUAUGAAAACAGAAGAAUCAAGCUCAUCUUUACCAGUAAAUGAAACUCAAACACUAGAUACAACGUGUGUAGGAAACAAAUCCGCAAGUUCUGAAAGCUCCAUGGCUGGCAGCCCUGAUACGGAGUCACCUGUGUUAGUGAAUGAAUAUGAAGCUGGUUCUGGAAAUGUAAGUCAAAAAUCUGAUGAAGAUGACUUUGUGAAAGUUGAAGACUUGCCCCUUAAACUGGCAGUAUAUUCAGAGGCAGAUUUAAUGAAGAAAAUGGCAACGGAGGCCCAAACCAACAGUUUGUCUGAUGAAUUACUGGAUGGAGGUGGAGCUCAAGAUAAAGAAUUAGUAGGAGAUGCCCAAACUUUGAAAGAACCUGAAACUUUUGGAGCUCAAAGUGCAUGAGAAUAACCUUGAAGAUAUCUGCAUUUAUAAACUCCACGUAUACAAAUGCAUAUGGAAGAUCAGCACUAAUUUCCCAGAACUCCAAAAAUGUAUAAAAAUGUAAAAUUUUUGACACACUGCCUCUUAGGAUAGGUAUGCUAACUUCUGCCUGUGGCAGUUUGAACAGCUGCAACUGAAUCCUCUUCUAUUCAGUUUUGCUGCACUGUUCUUCUUUUGUCUUAAUCUUUUAUUAUUUUUUAUUGUGACUUGUUUAGUAAUUUCAAAAUUGUAGUUUUAAAUAAAGUUUGGAAUUGUCUGUAAA
Fulmarus glacialis (Northern fulmar) is the source of this 3632-nucleotide messenger RNA. RefSeq names its product pericentriolar material 1 protein. The record is from RefSeq and is a predicted model, not a curated record. Lineage: Eukaryota; Metazoa; Chordata; Aves; Procellariiformes; Procellariidae. Gene Ontology annotation, cellular component: centriole; centrosome; ciliary basal body. Gene Ontology annotation, biological process: cilium assembly; microtubule anchoring at centrosome; protein localization to centrosome. The coding region runs from base 272 to 3331 and encodes 1019 amino acids. The transcript is spliced from 21 exons.